CCCCUUAUCCAUCUACGUAAGAAGGUCAUUUCCAUCUUUAGAUCUCAUCCCCGGAUCAGCCCACCAACCCAAAGCACAGGAUAAAAGACGGGGUAAGAAGCCGGCAACGGCGGACCGAUGCCUCCGUAGACAAUAACAGGUCUCGCCAUGCCACAACAUAGUGAGAGGUUAUGGAGAAUCAAGUUGAGGAUAGUGGGUUGUUGACCCUGAAAAGUCCAUGUAAUGAGACAGACAUCACUUGGAGGCAGGUGUUGGAGUGGCAACAAUCUCAAGUUGAAACAUUAGAAGAAAAACUUUUGGAGGUUAAGGCUAAUACCCAAUAUUCUGAGGAUGCAGCGAAAAGUGAGUUAGAAUUUCUUUGGUGCAGAGUCAAAACUACUGAAAAAUUGAUAGCCAACUUGAAAUCAGAGGCUAGAAUUAUGGCUGAUCCUCAUUUAACCUAUACUUCAUUUGGGAUUAAAUAUCAAGAGGGGGUCGGGUUUAUUGAUAAGUGUGGCAUACCAUUAGCUGGUUGGUCUAAGGAUGUUGAUCUUUCUUCUUUUGAAAGCUCAGAUGAGGAGACACAACUGGCAGGUAGCAUUAACAUUGGAUCCAUUGAUGCUAAUGAUGGAGCAUAUAUUAGUGAUAUCUUGAAGUCAGUUCAUAUUGUAACAAAUGUAAUGGAAUCUCUUGUUAAGAGGGUUAUAAUGGCAGAAACUGAAGCUGCUAGUGAAAAAGAAAAAGUGAAGUUUGGUUUGGAAGAAAUUGAAAAGAAAACGCUCCAAAUCGAGACCAUGUCGGCAAAGGUUGAAGAGAUGGAGAAGUUUGCAGUGGGUACAAAUAGUAUUUUGAAUGAAAUGUGGCAGAAGGUUGAAGAUAUGGUACAAGAAACAUCCAGGCAAAGACAACGAGCUGCAGAAAGUGAACAGGAGCUUUGUCAUGUGAAGCGGGAUUUCGAGUCACUAAGAUCCUAUGUUAGCAGUCUUAUCAGUGUCAGAGAAACCCUUCUUUUGUCAGAGAAGCAAUUUCAAACAAUCGAGAAGCAUUUCGACCGGCUAAUUGCCAAGACCACUCAUCUGGAGAACGAGAAGAUGCAGAAAGAAGCUGAAGUUCAGAAGCUCAUGGAGGAGAAUGUUAGUCUAAGAGCCCAGUUGGACAAGAAGGAAACACAACUGCUGGCCAUAAAUGAACAGUGCAAGUUCAUGGCAUUGAACAAUUCUAGCAUCUAGUUCAUCAUUUAGUAUCCAUCUUGCGACCCCAAGGCUUCCUUAUGAUGGUAUGCUUAAAGGAAGAGUGCAACAUGGGGGAAGCAAGACAAUAUUUUUGAAGGAUACAUGUGCAUGCUUGUAUCUGUGAUUUGCCUUUGCUUUCCAAUUGGAUAUCAGAUGGCCACUGAGUGGUUCUUAAACUUCUAAUUCUAAACCUUUGAAAUAACAUGAAACCUGCUGUCAUUUGUUGGGAAAAAAAAAGCCCUAUCUGAAUUGUACAGUCUUUUAUUUACUCUGGGUUAUGUGACAUGUCUAUAUUAUACCCAAAAAGAAAAAAACCUAAUCUUCUGUUAGUUAUUUCAAUGUGUCAUUGUUGAAUUCCAUGUUGGCAGAUUCUGUGCAUCAGAUGGUAUGAGAACAGUGGAACCUUAAUCUAAAAGUUUACAAUAAAAGGUGUCCUGUAAAUUGUGUGGUUUUCCUUUUAAACUAUGCUUUGUAUGAAACAUGAUCACUCAUUUAUCUGGUCACCUAUCCAAUUGUUGCAUUUUAUAUGGAAGGAACCAACUAAGAUUCAUUAGCUUAUCUCUGAAAAUACUUAAAAGAAAAAUGCCUAUAUGUGCUGUUUCUAUAAUUCUCCUUCUAUGUUAUUUUUACCUUUCCAAUUUUAGUUGCCUUGUUAGCUGGCACUAUUGCUUUCAGGAUUUACUAAUGACAAAGCAUCUGCAUUAUGACUGGACCAGACAUGGGUUUAGGUUGCUGGGCAUUUUAUUUUGGCAAUGAGAUGAAAAUUAGAGAAAAUGCCAACUGGCCAGAUGGUAAAGUCUCUUGGUUGUGUGCAACCAAACCUGCCUUCACUAAGGGUGGUUUAUUUUAGGGGUUUUGAGGGAGGGAUAAAGGGGGUUUGAAUAGGCCAGGCCCAGUUUUAGGCUGGGGUUGAAAGCUUUUGCUUGAGCCCAGUCUUACAUGAAGCUGGCCAGAGAAUAUUAGUCUGAACCUGGUCCUGGCCUAGGCUCUAGGGGGGUCCAGUUUAUCUUUUACCAAUAUUAAGAGCCUAGGCCAAGAUAUGAUCAGCAGGCCCUAGCUGGAACUAAUUCAAGCCAACGCAUAUGGAGCCUAGGUUAGGCACUGGGAAAAAAAGCUGAGCCUGUGCCCGAAUUUCUACAGGCCAUAGCCUCUGGGCCUAAUUUGCACAUUGACAAUUGUAGAAGGCUAAGCCUGUUGUUGAGUCCAUAAAAUUAAAAAGAAAAAAUGAAACAACUUAGUCCAAUUUAUUAUCAUCUUGCUUUUUUUGGUUUCAGUUAGUUUGUAGGGUUUUGCAGUUUCAGUUUUUGUAGUUGCUUCAGUUUUAUAUGCUUUUAUGUUCUUAUUUUCUGUUUUUUUUGGUCAUUUAAAUUUUCAUGUUUUAGGCAAUGGUUGGUUGUUUCUCAGUUCUUGCACAUAUGUAAGUGUCAUUUUGGUAGUUUCGGUCGAUAAUUAUUCAUUUACAAUAUAUUUGGUACUGCUUUCUAAUGUGAGAGGCCAGCAACCUGGAGGUUGCAUUUGAUAUGGAACAUAUGGGUUUAUGUAGGCAAUCUCGUCAAAACUAGUUUCACCAUAUUUGGUAAGAGAUGUGAUAUUAUUAUUAGAAUUGUCUGCUGUUACUGCUGUUACCCCAUUUUCUCGGAACUUUUAUAUAAUCAAGACUGAAAGGGGAGGUCAUGGAGAAGACAGGAGAAGCACCAUAAAAAGUUUGAGCUAAAUGGUUCCAUGGAAAGUGAACAUUAAUGAAUAUGCUUGAAGAUGCUUCAUAUGCUGCAUUGUGCUUUAUGUGGUAUUCCUUUUAUGUUGUGCUGAUCAUGCUAGUCUUUAUCCAUCUUUAUCCAUCCCAACCAAAAAAAAAAA
Phoenix dactylifera (date palm) is the source of this 3068-nucleotide messenger RNA. The record is from RefSeq and is a predicted model, not a curated record. NCBI's taxonomy places the organism in Eukaryota, Viridiplantae, Streptophyta, Magnoliopsida, Arecales, Arecaceae.